Molecule: messenger RNA, 726 nt
Organism: Chondrus crispus (carragheen)
Lineage: Eukaryota; Rhodophyta; Florideophyceae; Gigartinales; Gigartinaceae
Exons: 1
Coding region: 1-726 (241 amino acids)
Biological process (GO): carotenoid metabolic process
Source: RefSeq, a predicted model, not a curated record
AUGGCGAAGGAGGGCGUGAUUAGCAACGUGUCCUCGUUGGACUUCCCCUCGCUUUUCUCGGACGAGGCGCGCGAGCCCAAGGCGGCCAAGUCGGCCGACACGCCCAUGUGCCCGUCGUUCAUGCACCUGCCCCUGGCCAUCGAGCUGACUCCGGCGGUGCGCGCCAAGAUCCCCUACGCGCUCGAGGCCAACUACGUGUCGGUCGAGGACUGGUCGCGCGGGAUCGCGUCGCCAGACAACGUCGUGCUGGUGUCCGUGCCGACGGUGCUGGAGCCGGGGCGCGCGCCGGACGGCUUCGCCGUCGUGCACGCGUACACGCCCGCGACGGAGCCGUACGCGGCGUGGGCCGGGCUGCGGCCCGGCACCGCGGCGUACGACGCGAAGAAGGCCGAGCGCAGUGCCGUGCUGUGGCGCGCGGUCGCCAGGAUCUUCGGCCAGGACGUGCGCGACCUGGCGCACGUCAAGCUCGUCGGUACGCCCCGCACGCAUGAGCGGUUCCUCAACAGGAAGUUCGGCUCGUACGGGCCCAUGGUCGACGCGGCGCAGUCGCCGCUCACGCUGCCGCUCCCGCAGAGUACCACGGCGAUUCACGGCGUUUGGAGCGUGGGCGAUAGCGCGUUUCCGGGUAUCGGGGUCCCCGCGACGGCGGCAUCAGCGUGGCUUGCGGCUAAUGCGUUUGGGGAUGUGAGGGAGCAUGCGGCGAUUUUGAAAAACAUCGGCUUGUAG